Messenger RNA from Clonostachys rhizophaga, 1257 nucleotides. Lineage: Eukaryota; Fungi; Ascomycota; Sordariomycetes; Hypocreales; Bionectriaceae. The record is from the annotation of a GenBank genome assembly.
AUGGGUCGCCCACCAGCAACCCAGGUCUUUCCGUAUGGUAACACUGGCAUCAUCGAAUUUGAAGAACGACAAGUAGAUGGUAUUGAAUCAACCCUUGAGGAGAGAGAGAGGAGAAUAUCAGAAGGGGAGGAGCCGUGUACCGACAUUUGGCUCUCAAAAUCAUUGCGCUCGCCAAUGUCCAAGUCAUUCGGGUCGAAAGGCCGCCAUGAGGUACUCGAUGUGCUUUUCGACCGACAGAGGUUCUUCAACUUUCAUCAUCACUUCAUGAUUGGGCCGAGUUUCUCCGACCAGUUCCGACUCGCAAUCUUGAUGACUCUUCACGAUUCACAAGAGGAAGUAUUGGGCAUACAUCAAAUCUUACUGGAGCUAUUGAGUUUGAAUGAGAACCCCAAUGCCAGCUCUACCUCCUUUGGGUUCACAGAAGCUGCUCGAAGCCUGCAGUGUCUGCAGAGCGUCAAAAUAGGACACUUGAAUGACGCUGCAGCCAUGCUUUUACUAGGACAGAUAUUGUUUGUUUAUCACCUCAUGGUCAUGGGCACAUCCGCACACACCAUAGCGCAGAAUUGCCUGUUAUCAGUAAGGGGCUGGUACCCAAUGCUCAUCGCUCAACCUUGCCUCCAACCCAUAUUCAUGGCGCCAAUCUUAAUUGAUACGGUUGACUCUCUGGUACGGCGGCGAGUUCCUAUCAUUGAAAUCCCGCUUGCAUUCUGCGACAAAGAGGACAGGACCAUGGGCCUUUCAAACACAGUCCGCAUGAAAGCCAAUAUUCUAGAGAAUAAGAAUGACGACUACUCCGAAAUCGAGCAGCAGAUGCGGAAGUGGGAACCGUCGUGUCCUACUGCCCUAUUUUCAAAAUAUUCUCACAUUGAAGUGUCGGUAAUGAUGAUGCAAGCCCGGGUCUACCGCAUUGCUGGGCUACUCCUCAUCCAUAGACUUCGAUACCCACUGGGAGUUGAAGACGAGGAAGGAUCAAGGCUGGCGAUGAUAAUCGUUGCAGAGCUGUCGUGCUUCGUGCAGUGGGCCCCUCAGGAAGUGAAAGAUAUGGCCGUAUAUUUGCCUCUUUUCUUGGCAAUGAUCGAAGUCCAACAACCGGCGGACCAGAUCUUGUCCCAUUUAGCACCCCAGUCAUUCUUUGGGAAGUGUGUGGAUGGACUCAGAGGCUUCGUUAAGCUUACGCAAGAUGCUAGAAGACUUGGAUUUCGGGGGUUAUGGUUUGAUCUGGUCGACGAGAGCCUAUCAACUGGGAUCAUCCCGUAG